Molecule: messenger RNA, 2011 nt
Organism: Jatropha curcas
Lineage: Eukaryota; Viridiplantae; Streptophyta; Magnoliopsida; Malpighiales; Euphorbiaceae
Product: Tetratricopeptide repeat (TPR)-like superfamily protein
Molecular function (GO): protein binding
Source: RefSeq, a predicted model, not a curated record
AAAAGAAAUUUCUGUUAUUCGUUCAUCGAUUUUUCUCUUCACUCUGCACAUUGUAACAGAUCUCUACUUUCCGACUUUGAAGCCAGACAGCAAUUUCUUCGCAAAACCCCUAAGCCUCCCUGCAAUGUCCACUUCCACCUCCGAAGAAUCUGAAUUGCAAAAUGGAGCCGGACCUCAACGGGUACCAGAGCCAGAACCCAAUCCUGUACCUGAUGAUGAACCAGCAUCAUCAACACCAGAACCAAAUCCUGUACCUGAUAAUGAACCAGCAUCUACACCAGAACAAAAUCUUGCUCCUGAACCUGAAGAAGCGUCGAAAUCAGAACCUGAAUCAACUGCUGUGGCAGUAGCGGAUGUAGAUCCCAAGGCGGAGGAGCCUAAAGAAGUGUUGAUCGAUUCGAGUGAAGCCACGCAACCUCAAUCCAACGAGCAGAAUGCGCGUCCCGACCUGCGAAAAGACGAAGGAAACCGAACUUUCACAAUGAGAGAAUUGCUUAGCGAGUUGAAAAGUGAUGAAGGUGAUGAUGUUAGCUCUCCUCAAAGUCAAAUGAGUACACCACAUCUUCAGGGAGAGCAGAACAAUGCUACAAUGGAAUUGAUCAGUAGUGUCACUGGUGUUGAUGAGGAGGGUCGGUCUCGCCAACGGAUUCUUACAUUUGCUGCUAGGAGGUAUGCUAGUGCAAUAGAGAGAAAUCCAGAAGACUAUGAUGCACUAUACAAUUGGGCAUUGGUUCUUCAGGAAAGUGCAGAUAAUGUUGGUCCAGAUUCUACCUCACCUUCCAAAGAUGCUUUGCUGGAGGAGGCCUGCAAAAAAUAUGAUGAGGCUACACGCCUCUGCCCUACACUUCAUGAUGCCUUUUAUAACUGGGCUAUAGCAAUCUCUGAUCGUGCAAAAAUGCGUGGUCGUACGAAGGAGGCUGAAGAACUGUGGAAGCAGGCGACAAAGAACUAUGAAAUGGCUGUCGAACUUAACUGGAACAGUCCCCAGGCUCUUAACAACUGGGGACUAGCAUUGCAGGAGCUCAGUGCAAUUGUUCCUGCUCGUGAAAAGCAAAAGAUAGUCAAAACUGCUAUUAGUAAGUUUCGUGCAGCAAUACAGUUACAAUUUGAUUUCCACCGAGCAAUCUACAAUCUUGGAACUGUUUUGUAUGGAUUAGCAGAGGACACAUUAAGAACUGGAGUUGCAACCAAUUCUAAAGAUGUUUCCCCUAAUGAAUUGUAUAGCCAGUCUGCUAUCUACAUUGCAGCUGCUCAUGCAUUGAAGCCAAAUUACUCUGUAUACAGCAGUGCCUUGAGACUUGUACGCUCUAUGUUACCUUUACCAUAUCUUAAAGUUGGGUACCUGACUGUACCGCCAGCAGGGAAACCAAUUGCACCUCAUAAUGACUGGAAGAGAUCACAAUUUGUUUUGAAUCAUGAAGGUCUUCAACAGGUCAACAAAUUAGAGCAAAAACAAAUAUCUCAAAGCCUCUCUAGUAGAUCAGAUGUACCAAAUGGUGACAAAAGGGCUAUCAAAAUUGAUGUUCCAGAUAUUGUUUCAGUAUCAGCAUGUGCUGAUCUGACUUUGCCACCCGGUGCAGGCCUCUGCAUUGAUACAAUUCAUGGACCACUUUUCUUGGUUGCUGAUUCAUGGGAAGCCCUAGAUGGAUGGCUUGAUGCUAUUCGACUAGUUUACACAAUCUAUGCACGGGGUAAAAGUGAAGUCUUAGCAGGUAUUGUCACAGGCUGAUCAUGGUUAUUUAUUACAUUCAUGACCAAUGCAAUGUCCCUCCCUAGGUUUAUGGUUCCUGUAUUCAGAUUUGGUCGCUUGAAUAAGAAUUCUGUAUAUUGAUAGAAUUUUUUGGCCCAGGAUAAUGUUUUGUCAAAAUUUCUCUGCAUUAUAAAUCAGCUGUAGAUUUCUUGUUUUAUACUGUGGAUGAAUAUGGGAUCUUGUUCAAACUUGCAAUGUAAGAAAAAUAUGCGAUGCAAUUUUUUCACUAGAUAUCAAGUUCAAUAUAUUUUCUUUAGAUCA